ACCUUAUCGUUGACCUGCGAUCAUAAAUCGAUCUGCUCGAGUGACGUUCGAUUGCGGAGCAGAGCAAAAGUCUGUAUGCACCUUUAUAAAAAAAGCCAACCUAUCAGAUAAGCUGUGUUAUCAAAAAGGCCUUCUCUGAUUGGUUAACGUAAAAUUAAUCACGGUUAAAACUUGACCGGUUUUUGUGCAACCGGCACUAAUAGUAAAAUCCAACUGUUAUACUCAAACCUCAUAAAAUAACAUCAAAGCUUUUAAUUCUACCAAUGCUGACCAUUUAAAGUGAAUCUAAUUAUUGGGCAAGAAUCCAGCUGAUAACAAAAUGAUGCAGAUAAAAUUUUGUUACCAGAACAUUGAACAGCUGUUUACGAACGAAUAAUAUUUUCAAUAAUAGAUAAGGUUAGGUUUUCCAUUAGAAAUCGUGGUAAGGUAACAACUCUACUCUACAGCCGUCGUUUUGUUUGUAUAAACUCAGUAAAGUUCACGUCAUGACAAUUUUAUCAAAGAAAAGAACAUUGCAAGUAAAAUCCGAUAUUGAAAACUCGGAGUCUCAAACUCAUCAUGGAAAUACAAAUCAAACUCAACCUCAUGGCAUUUCCAUUGGAUUGUUGACAAAUCAGCAGAUAAAUGAAAGACAGCAAGAUCGGCUGAGCACAGCUCAAUGGACGAGGGAGCAGGAGGCUCAUUUGGAUGAUUACAACAGUCAGAAUAGUUGUGGGCCUGGACGCAGCAGGAAGAGGCAUAGAAUCAGUUCUCAUCAAGCAGAUCGCAACUGCAAGAUUCGGGACAGAAGUGCAACGAGUUCGCUGCAAGCCGCAUCCACCGACGACCAGGAGGCCGCAGGGUGCUCCGGCUACAACAGUGGAGAUGAGUACAGUGCAAGUGCCAGCAGGAUGCAGCUCAGCGAGAUCGACAGACUCGAGAAGAGGCGAGCCUUUGAGAAGAAGUUACGCAAAUUGGGCUGGCAAAUCAAACAUAUGGAUGAAGAUGGCGCUUGCCUGUUCAGAGCUAUAGCCGAUCAAGUCUAUGGUGACCAAGAGAUGCACGAUGUUGUCAGACAGAACUGCAUGGACUACAUAGCGUCAAACCGCGAUUAUUUCUCACAGUAUGUCACAGAAGACUUCAAUCACUAUCUAGAUAGGAAGCGUUUAGUUACCACCCAUGGAAACCACAUUGAAGUGCAGGCUAUGAGCGAAAUGUACAAUCGGAAAAUCGAGGUGUACUGUUUCGAGGAAGAGCCGAUCAACACUUUCCAAGGCAAAGAGGAAAACGACAACGAGCCGAUACGCCUUUCUUAUGAGACUGGACACUACGACAGCAUUGUCGAUCCACAGAAAGCGACCAUUGGAGUUGGGCUUGGUUUGCCGAAUUUUACACCAGGUGCCGCUGAGAAGAAUCUCAUCACCGAUGCAGUUCGACAGAGUGAAGAGUUGGAUAUUGAGAAGACAAUGUUGGAUGACAAACUUCGAGCGACGGAUUGGGAAGCGACCAAUGAGGCCAUUGAAGAGCAGGUGGCGCGACAGAGCUAUGUGCAAUGGCUCAAGGACAACGAACGACUGAGUAAGGCUGCUGCUCCGACAGCGACGGCCACUGCCUCCUCCAGUGCAGCCACUGGCAGCCCCACUACUCCCUCCAGUCCCACAACACCUCUAAUACUGAACAAACAAGAAACGGCUCCGUCUUUGGAUAUGUUGCCUCCUCAGUUUGUGGGUUUGGAUGGAUGGGAAGACGCAGGAAUCCUGGCUGAAGUACUCGCCGCUUCACAACAGGAGUAUCUUGAUAAUCUUAAAAAGGCAUACACAAAUGAAUUACCUGAUGGCAAAAAACAGGAUGAUUGUAUGUGAAAAAUGAUGCACCAGUAACAGAAAGACAAAGCUCUUUGUGUUCAUACAGUGAUAAACAUUACUGAUUGAAAAUGUAUUAUUCGAACCCUUUUUACAAAGAUAAUUUCUCAACAAAAUUUGAAUGCAUGUGAUCAUUUUGUGACUUAAUUAAUUUUCCAGAUUUAAUAAUAAUGUUAAUCUGAUUUUAUUCUUUAAAUGCUUAUUCAUUUACAGCUAGUUGAUACAGAUAUGUUUACACAUUAUUGAUUCAUCAAUAAUAAUAAUAUAGAUGCUGAUUCAUAUUAUUUGCAGCUAGUUUAUUCAGAGAUAAGAAUCCUCAUGAAUGACCUCUAUUAGCUUGAGGCAGGAAAUACUUUUCAUUGAUGUGAAAUCUGUAAGCUUAGGUUACCCCUCUGGAUCUUCAACCAUGAUUUGAUUCUCUGAUAACUUGUUUUAUCGGCUGAGCUAUCAGAAAACUUAUCAAGGAAUACUUCAGAAACUUGAAUUAGUUCCUUUGUUACCACCAUUUUAGUUGAAAAUUUUUGUUAAACUAAGUUUUUGUUUGGAGUUAAUAAACUAAGAAAUCUUCAAAUUUCACAACUGACUAACAUUCUAUCAACUGAAGAUGAAUGAUGUAUUCUGUGAUAAUUUAAAAUAAGAAAAUAUUUAGUUUGGAAAAUUGAACACUUCACUUAAUGAACGAAAGAUAGAAUAAAUAAAAUUAUGAGAAUGAAAAA
Messenger RNA from Nilaparvata lugens (brown planthopper), 2557 nucleotides. RefSeq names its product OTU domain-containing protein 5-like. NCBI's taxonomy places the organism in Eukaryota, Metazoa, Arthropoda, Insecta, Hemiptera, Delphacidae. The transcript is spliced from 2 exons. Gene Ontology annotation, molecular function: cysteine-type deubiquitinase activity; K63-linked deubiquitinase activity. Gene Ontology annotation, biological process: protein deubiquitination. The coding region runs from base 486 to 1841 and encodes 451 amino acids. The record is from RefSeq and is a predicted model, not a curated record.